This is a messenger RNA of Megalops cyprinoides (Indo-Pacific tarpon), 1515 nucleotides long. RefSeq names its product gliomedin-like. The record is from RefSeq and is a predicted model, not a curated record. The transcript is spliced from 10 exons. Bases 1 to 1515 code for a protein of 504 amino acids. Gene Ontology annotation, biological process: signal transduction. Gene Ontology annotation, cellular component: cell surface. NCBI's taxonomy places the organism in Eukaryota, Metazoa, Chordata, Actinopteri, Elopiformes, Megalopidae.
AUGUGUGCGUUAGCACUGCUGAGUGCAGCCGGGCUGGCUGUGGUGCUCCUCAGGCAGACGCAGCUGUCAGUGCGACUAGAAAAGUUGGAUGCGCGGCUUCGGGAUGUCUCUGAAAGGGCACUGGUGGGGCUCCCGUCUGAGGUGGCUGCAUCCCGCAUGGACCAGCAGGGUGCCAGACCUGAGGAACGCCAGCGCUCCCGGAGCAAGAGAAGCUGGGGGCCACAGGGGCCUCCCCAAGAUGAUGAGCAGCAGGAUAUGAUGAUGAUGAUGACCUACUCAAUGGUUCCAGUCAGAGUCUUGGUGGAUAUCUGCAACAGCACAAAAGGAGUUUGCUUGGCAGGGCCCCCAGGACCUGCAGGUUUGCCUGGCCUCGAUGGAAUGCCAGGUUUCAAUGGAACAGAUGGAGUGCCAGGGCAGAAGGGUGAGGCUGGUGUGGAGGGUAGGAGAGGGAGGAGAGGGCCAGCAGGAGAAAAAGGAGAUCCAGGAGAGAAAGGAGACCCUGGAGAACGAGGUGAAAAAGGAGAGACUUCCAAUGAUGUCAUUUUAGAAGGCCCCCCAGGUCCAGCAGGCCCACCUGGUGCUCCUGGUCCUGCUGGUCCCCCUGGUCCUCCAGGGCCACCUGGGGCCCCUGGAGGCGCCAGGAACAGAACGCACAGAGCACACCUGCAUCAGGCUCAGACCUCUGAGGGGCUGACACACGCCGUCCCAAACGAUGACACUAUAGUGGAAACGGUAGCUGUGAAUACACACAUGAUCCCUCCGGAGAAAGCUGACUGCAUCAUAAAAUCCCUGAUCAAUCCCAGAAACAUCACCAAAAUGACCACCACAUUCGGGACCUGGAUGCAGGACGCGGCCCUACAGGAUGACGAACGCAUCUGGGUGGCCGAGCACUUCUCAGGGCGAGUUGUGAAGGAGUACCAGAGUAUAGCCUCCCUCCAGAAUGGCUCCAGCAACACACUUGAUAUCAAGAAGUUCUUCCAGGGCUGUGGCCACACAGUGCACAAUGGCUCCAUCUACUACCACAUUGCUGGGACAUUCAAGAUUGGCAAAUUUGACCUUCGAACCAGGAAACUAUACACCCUGGCCAUCGAGAAUACCUUGUACCACAACCUGUCCUACCUCCUUCAUAACUCCAAGACGUACUUCAAACUAGCAGUGGAUGAGAAUGGUCUGUGGCUGAUCUUCGCUUUGGGCAGUGAUGAGAGCAUCAUGGUGGCUCGGCUGGAUGAGAGGACCUUUUCUGUUGCCUCCUUCAUCAACACUACCUACCCCCGGACGAAAGCUGGCAAUGCCUUCAUAGCAUGCGGCCUGCUGUAUGUCACUGACACAAAGGAUGCAAAGAUCACCUACGCCUUCGACCUGCUGAAAGGGAAGGCGGUGAAUAUGAGCAUGGACCUGAGGUCAUCAAACGGAGUCCUGGCCAUGCUGUCUUACAGCCCAAGGGAUCGUCACCUCUACGUCUGGGACAGCAACUAUGUUAAAACAUAUGAUGUGCACUUCUUAUCUGACGACUGA